Anoplopoma fimbria (sablefish) is the source of this 1167-nucleotide messenger RNA. Its product is annotated as E-selectin-like. Lineage: Eukaryota; Metazoa; Chordata; Actinopteri; Perciformes; Anoplopomatidae. Bases 110 to 973 code for a protein of 287 amino acids. The transcript has 8 exons. The record is from RefSeq and is a predicted model, not a curated record.
GCUAUUUAACUUAAGUAGCAAGCUUAAUAAUUACAUUUAGGAAAUAUAUUGUUUAUAUUCUAAAAUACCUGCUCUGGACAACAGGUGUUUGUAGGUCACUAAAUAAAAAAUGAUGUGGAUGGUUAUCCUCCUACUUGGUAUCUUGGCCGAGACUACCUUGGGCUGGACAUAUCAUUACUCAAACAAUACUAUGGACUGGACCCAGGCCCGACAGUGGUGCCAGACCACUUACACAGACAUGGUGGUCAUCCAAAACCAGGAUGAGACCAACUAUCUGGUCUCCUGGCUGCCAAAAAGAUCCAGGAGUCCAUAUUAUUGGAUUGGAAUCACGAAAAAGCACAUAAAUGAGGAUUGGAGAUGGAUUGGGAAUAACAGCACAUGGAUUGGUGAGCAGUCGUGGGCAGCAGGCGAGCCCAACAACAACCACAUCACAGAGUUUUGCGUGGAGAUGUACGUGAGAGAAGGAGAAAACAAAGGAAAGUGGAAUGAUGAGAAGUGCGCUGCUGCAAAAUACCCUGUUUGUUAUAAAGCCCAAUGUAACACAACAACAUGUGACAGAGGGAGAUGCCAGGAGACCAGAGAUAACACAACCUGCCUCUGUGAACCUGGCUUCAAGGGAGACAGGUGCCAAACAGCUGUGGAAUGCCCCCCUCUGACUCAGCCUGAUAACGGAUACCUUACCUGUUCGGAGGAAAAGCUGACAUUCAACUCAACCUGCCAAUUUAAAUGCAACCCAGGCUUCCUGAUAAAAGGCUUGCAGGAUGUUACCUGCGGGGUCACCGGGGUCUGGAGCGGCCCGAGACCUUCAUGUACAAGCUAUAAACAGGCUCUGUUGGCUGUAGUUGGGUGUGGAGCUCUUUCAGCCUUCUGCUGCAUCUGUUUUUGCUGGAUGAAGCACAGAAAAAGAAAGAAACUUGCCCAAGUGAGGCAUCCUGAGGAAGCGACAAGUCCAUCCACUGAGGCACAGGGAUGACGGACAACUAAAACCUAAUUUAUGUCUUAUCAAAAUAUAUCUAUAAUAAACCAAAUGCAUUUACUCAUAUUCGUUUUAGUGCAUGGUUAUUAAAUAAACCUAAACAGCCUGAACAACUGCUGCACAGGCUGUAUGCUAGGAUAAUCAGUUAGCUAAGCGUUUUGUCUAAUAUACUAGCUUCAUUUGGAUAUACU